AUGGCUAUGCCACUCAGCACGAGAGCAGAGUGCUGGGUUUGGUACGGCCUGGCGAUUGGUGCGGUCGUAAUGAGAUAUCAGUCUCAGUACCUCGUCCGCAAGCGCAGGUUCUUCGACAAAAUGACUAUAGACGACAUAUUGAUGGCUAUAAUAGUCCUAAUAUACACUACCUCGAUCUCCGCACUAUACAUCUACUUUGACAUCGUUGCGACGACCGACUUUGACGCCCUCACUCCGGAUGAGUAUGCCGCAGUUGGUCGCAAGAUGGGAAUACUGAACAUUCUAUCCGAAACAUCGAUGCAAACAACACUUUGGGGUAAUAAGUGUUGUUUACUGCUAUUAUACAAUCGCCUGACUCUCUUUGGCCAUUAUCGAAAGACUUGGGUCAGCGUUGCAGCUUACACCGGGCUUGCAUACGUUGCAGUCAUCGUUUCACUAUACGGAGGGUGGUGCAGGCCAUUUUCCGAGUACAUGGAGCUUCAGCCAGAAAACGCGGAAUGCUUGACAUGGAAGAACUACAACAUAUUGCAAAUCACGAUGAACCUAUCGACGGAUCUGGUGCUUCUUCUAAUUCCGGUCACAUUGAUCAGCCGGUUAAAGAUGAAAAUCGGAAAAAAACUCCUUCUCAUCUGUCUCUUUAGCAUGGGCGUAUUCGUUAUGCUUUGCGCAAUCCUUACCAAGGUCGCCGUCUUCACCUACUCAACCGACUUCGUCUGGUUUAUGUGGUGCGUGCGCGAGACGAGUACCGCGAUGCUAGUCGGCAACCUCGUCCUCGGAAUGCCCACCCUGCGUGCCGCGUGGCGGUGCGUCUUCCCGCAGAGCAGUAUCACGCCUUUGCGAGAUGGAGAAUCCUCUGCGGGUACGGGGGAGACGUACGCGACGUAUAACACGGCGAAGAAAGUCUCCCGCGUCGGUUCGGACGCCUGGUCGGCCGCGGAGCAACAGCACCACCACGGAGGCGGUCCGUCUCAGUGGAACUCGCCUCCCGCCGCCAGAGUCGCGAUCAGUAGCGUCUACACGGAUUUUGAUCUUUACGGGAAGGCUGGAGCUAAGGGGGAGAGUAGGAGGUUGUCGAUGGGGUCGGAGCAUGUAUGA
Messenger RNA from Colletotrichum tamarilloi, 1095 nucleotides. RefSeq lists its product as uncharacterized. The transcript is spliced from 7 exons. Bases 1 to 1095 code for a protein of 364 amino acids. The record is from RefSeq and is a predicted model, not a curated record. Lineage: Eukaryota; Fungi; Ascomycota; Sordariomycetes; Glomerellales; Glomerellaceae.